Phytophthora infestans T30-4 is the source of this 609-nucleotide messenger RNA. RefSeq lists its product as uncharacterized. Lineage: Eukaryota; Oomycota; Peronosporomycetes; Peronosporales; Peronosporaceae. The record is from RefSeq and is a predicted model, not a curated record. The transcript is spliced from 3 exons. Gene Ontology annotation, molecular function: calcium ion binding. Bases 1 to 609 code for a protein of 202 amino acids.
AUGAAAGAGGCCUUCCGUUUGGCAGACAAGGACUGUAGCGGUGAGAUCGACGCGGACGAAGUGGCAGACAUGCUGGAGACCAUCGUCGCCCAGUCUGGCACGGUCAAGCAAGGCGAGAUCCACAAAUACGUCGAGGAAUUCAUGCGUGUGGUGGACAAGGAUAACAGCGGCCUGGUGUCGUUCGAAGAGCUCAUCGAGGCGCUGGAGAACGGCCUCACGCUCGAGGUGGAGGUGUACACGCAACGUAAACUCAAGGCCUCGGCUCUGGUAGCCAGACCGGAGCAUGUGCUGGCAGCUAUCAAUGAGAACGAGGACGACGCGGGAGAUGCGAGCGAGAACGACGAGCCGAAGGAAGCGAAUAGAGUCUCGUCGGCUGCGUCAUCGGAUCCUGCCAUGUGUCGCGAGCACGACGUUCUAAAUGUGAAGGAAUUCUCCAGUAGCGACAUCGCGGCGCAGAUGAAGACUGCGUACGUGGAAUGGCCACUGGAAGAACGUCGCGACGAGAAGGUGUCGAUGGAGGAGCUCUUACUACUCAACUGUCUCGUCAGUGGGGCGGAGGGUAUUGCCAAGAGUCUCACAGAGAUGGCCGAGAUCGUCGUUGCGUCCUGA